GCAGCCGGCGCGGCCAAUCCGCGUCCCGGAAGGAGCGAGCUUGCGGCGCUGGAGCGAGUGAGUGAAAGCGGCGCCGCCCGCCGGCCGCUGGCGCGGCUGAAGCUGGGCGCCCUCCACCUCUUUCCUUAGGGUCCCCCAAAGAGAGCGGGCAAACACCGUGCAUCCGCGCUACGCCUCUUGGCGCGUCGGUUCCCCAAAUAGGGCCUCCCAUCCCCCAACGCCAGCGCACCUGAGUGGGCUGGGCGCGUCAUCUCCACAAGUCGGCCCUGCAGCGGCGCCCACAUUUGGUGUAGCAUCCCCUGUCCCAGUCCCCGGCCCCUGCCCGGUCGUCCCGCCACCGGAGCGGUGACCGCCUGGCCCGCCGUUCUUCCGCUGCCACCGCUGCCGCCACCAUGGGCAGUGAGCAGAGCUCCGAGGUCGAGAGCCGACCCAACGAUCUGAACUCCUCAGUGACUCCUUCUCCAGCUAAGCAUAGAGCCAAGAUGGACGAUAUCGUGGUUGUAGCUCCAGGCUCCCAGCCCUCACGGAAUGUCAGUAACGAUCCCGAUGUCAUCAAACUGCAAGAGAUUCCGACCUUCCAGCCACUUUUGAAAGGACUAUUGAGUGGCCAGACUUCCCCAACAAAUACCAAACUGGAGAAAUUGGAUUCUCAGCAGGUGUUACAGCUCUGCCUUCGAUAUCAGGACCACCUUCAUCAGUGUGCAGAGGCCGUUGCCUUUGAUCAGAAUGCUUUGGUUAAACGAAUCAAAGAGAUGGAUUUGUCCGUAGAAACUCUCUUUAGCUUCAUGCAAGAGCGCCAGAAAAGAUACGCCAAAUAUGCGGAGCAGAUCCAGAAGGUCAAUGAAAUGUCCGCCAUCCUCCGCCGCAUCCAGAUGGGCAUCGACCAGACCGUGCCCCUGAUGGAGCGGCUCAACAGCAUGCUGCCCGAGAGCGAGAGGCUGGAGCCCUUCAGCAUGAAACCCGACCGGGAGCUCAGGCUGUAGACCUGCCCGCCCCCUCCUGCCGGGCGGGGCUGUCGUUCUGUGGGGACCCCGCCUGGCCCCACCCCAGCACGGCCCGAGGGCGAGGAUGGCUGGAACCAGAGGGCCCUGAUGUGACUGGAUCUCGAAGCCGGUUGGAGGCUUCGGUUCUCCCUGAAGGUCUGACGCUGCCCUCCCCACCCCUUCCCUUGAGGCAUUUUUUUCUGUUUGCAAAACGAAGCAAACCAAGCCUCGGUGCUAACCGAAGCUGGAACAUUUGAAUUAUUAGGAAUCUGUUACAGGACUCUGCAUUGGGAAUUGUUUUUAUUUCGUUUAGGGUUUCGUUGUGUUUUUAGUUGGAAGCGCGUAGUGUCAGGUCUAGCUUGCGGAGUGAAAACACGGAGAGGAGGGGAGAAAUGUUCAAAGCAGCUCUGGGCCCUCAGUGCCCUCAGGCCGUUCUCCUCCGCAGCCUUUCCGGGGUCUGAACUGCAAACAUAAAGAACUAAUUUGCUCCA
This is a messenger RNA of Acinonyx jubatus (cheetah), 1474 nucleotides long. RefSeq names its product BLOC-1 related complex subunit 5 (gene BORCS5). Gene Ontology annotation, biological process: positive regulation of anterograde synaptic vesicle transport; lysosome localization; organelle transport along microtubule. Gene Ontology annotation, cellular component: BORC complex; synaptic vesicle membrane; cytoplasmic side of lysosomal membrane. The record is from RefSeq and is a predicted model, not a curated record. NCBI's taxonomy places the organism in Eukaryota, Metazoa, Chordata, Mammalia, Carnivora, Felidae. Bases 393 to 983 code for a protein of 196 amino acids. The transcript has 4 exons.